This is a messenger RNA of Hymenoscyphus albidus, 366 nucleotides long. Lineage: Eukaryota; Fungi; Ascomycota; Leotiomycetes; Helotiales; Helotiaceae. The record is from the annotation of a GenBank genome assembly.
AUGCAAUUCUCCCAGCUUCUCGUCUCUAUCAUGGCUCUUGGGACCGUUGCAAUCGCGAUUCCGAUCGAGGUUGAGACAGUUGUCAAUUCCAACCGUAAGUUCAAUUUCCUGAAUCUCCCGCGCCAAUGGAUUCCGAUAGGAAGAGGGCCUCUCAUAUUGGAUUUCUCUAAAAUUGUAGAUCUAGUUCUUCCUCGUACCUCCACCCAGACUUCUCCUAAAAAGGUCGAGAAUUGUGGAAGAAUAGACCGUGACAGCUUCAACGCCUGCUGCGGCAUCGGCCGACCAGCCGCAGGAUUUAGUACGCCAGGAUGCAACUGGUAUAGACCGAAUGAUUUCUGCUGCAAGAAGGGACACCCAAUGAAUUAG